This is a messenger RNA of Talaromyces amestolkiae, 1305 nucleotides long. RefSeq lists its product as uncharacterized. The record is from RefSeq and is a predicted model, not a curated record. Lineage: Eukaryota; Fungi; Ascomycota; Eurotiomycetes; Eurotiales; Trichocomaceae. The transcript is spliced from 7 exons. Bases 1 to 1305 code for a protein of 434 amino acids.
AUGUCGCAUCAGUCUAUUCUCCGCAUUACUCGUGAACUUUCAGAUCUUCAAAAGGGGAACGACUUGUCUGUCACAUAUGAUGAAUCGGAUAUUCGCGAUGUAAAGGCGUUGAUUGUGGGCCCUCCAUGCACGCCAUAUGAAUUUGGCUUCUUCGAGUUCUCUGUCAAAUUUCCACAAGACUAUCCCGCCAACCCUCCAAAAGUCACCGCACUAACCACGAACGCUGGUCGAUGCCGUUUCGCUCCUAACAUCUAUGCCAAUGGGAAAGUUUGCUUAACAUGGCAAGGGGAAAAGGGAGAAGAAUGGUCAUCCGCACAAGGCUUAGAAUCUGUGCUUAUCUCGAUCCAAAGUCUUAUGUCUUCGAAUCCUUACGAAAACGAGCCUGGAUACGAAGUGGCCACCGACGAUCCUGAAACACAACGAGAUAUGGCCGAUUAUAUUGCGAAGAUAAAACACGAAACACUCCGCCUUGCUGUGCUUCAGCCACUCGAGGAGUCCCUAAAAAUCGUCCCAGGUAGUAAGAUUGAAACAUCUGAAGGUGGAGUCGCAAUGGAGGAUGAUGAGGAAGUAGAACGAGAGAGCUAUCAGUCCUUUGAUGAUCUUCGCAAAAGAAGGUUACUAUGGUACUAUGACUCUUACAUGCACACGAUCGACGUGGAGUCUGAAAAGGUCGAAAAAGGCCAACUCUUCAAGGAGAUGCCGUUUGAAAUGACCAGCAACCAAAUGCCUGGACGAUUCGACUACCCAGAUCUCAAAACUCGUUUAAUGACGACCAAAGAUCAAAUUAUGAAGGAGACCAUGCGAUGGACUAUUGAAGGGCUCCAAGCAAAAAAAGACGACUUGAGCAUUGCCAGUAAUUUGUCGCUUCAGUACCAGCAGAUCCUGGAGGAUUUCAACGGCCGGAAAUACUUUUCUCUAGAUCUGUCUCUGGUAGACGACAAUCCAUUUGCUUGGGAUGCAACAAACUUUGGUCGUCCCGGAACGCAUCUCGAUGGCGGCGUGUUUAAUAUCAAGAUCCAUCUAAGUCCACGAUUUCCACAAGAACAGCCUCGGGUGUUUUUCAAAACGCCUAUCUUCCACCAUCACGUUUCAAAAGAUGGUAUGUUGUGUUACCAUACUGAUCGUCCUGGCGAGAUGAAGCAUCACAUCGAGACAAUUGUGCGGACGAUUGAGGAAGAGGCUCCGCCGUUUGAUCCGAGGACUACGGUCAACUUGGAGGCAACGAAAUUGUUUUGGGGGACUCCGGAUCAGAGGAAGAAAUAUCAUCGGGCAUUGCGGCGAUCUGUUGAGGACAGCAGUAUAUAA